Messenger RNA from Hansenula ciferrii, 441 nucleotides. RefSeq names its product negative cofactor 2 transcription regulator complex subunit NCB2 (gene NCB2). Bases 1 to 441 code for a protein of 146 amino acids. The record is from RefSeq and is a predicted model, not a curated record. Gene Ontology annotation, molecular function: general transcription initiation factor activity; core promoter sequence-specific DNA binding; protein heterodimerization activity. The transcript has 2 exons. Gene Ontology annotation, cellular component: negative cofactor 2 complex. Gene Ontology annotation, biological process: RNA polymerase II preinitiation complex assembly; negative regulation of transcription by RNA polymerase II; positive regulation of transcription by RNA polymerase II. Lineage: Eukaryota; Fungi; Ascomycota; Saccharomycetes; Phaffomycetales; Wickerhamomycetaceae.
AUGUCAGAAUUCAGUGGGAACAAUAGCGAGGAUCUCACGCUUCCAAAAGUACAAAAAAUUAUAGGUGAAGUUAUACCAUCAGAUUUAACAUUCUCAAAGGAAGCAAGAGAUGUUGUUGUGGAAUGUUGUAUUGAAUUCAUAAUGAUUUUAUCUGAUCAAUCUAAUGAAAUUGCUGAAAAAGAAGCUAAGAAAACUAUAGCAUCUGAUCAUGUUGUUAAAGCAUUACAAGAAUUAGGAUUUAUAGAUUAUAUUGAGCCUAUUGAAGCUGCAUUAUUAGAACAUAAGGAAUCCCUGAAAGGUAGAGAAAGAAAGAAUAAUAAAUUCCAAAAUUCUGGUUUCACUGAAGAAGAGUUAUUAAAACAACAAGAGGAAUUAUUUAGACAAUCUCGUUCAAGAUUACAAAAUCAAGGCCCAAAAGAUGAAGUUAAAUCUGAAGAGUGA